GUUCUUGAGAGUUCAAAUUCCGAACUUCCAUGAAAACAAUUUAAAAAACCCACUUAUUUGUCGAACUAUUCUGGGAAUAUAAUAUAAUAAUAUAUGAAAGAGCUGCUAAUAUUAAUAUAAUAUACCCCAAACUUCAAUUAUCAAUACCAUUUUUUAUUCUUGUCAUAAAGAUUUGUGUCAUCCAGACAUGAAUAUCACCAACUGAAGUUCUUUCUUCAAAUAAUAAUUCUAGUAUUGCUAUUCGGUUUGCAAGAUUCGGGUCGGGUUUUUAUGUGGGUUUUUCGAGAUCUCAAGUGAGUGGAACUCAAAAGAAGAAGAAGAAAAGGAAACCUGCAACUUUAAUGGAACCUUCAAUAUGGGGUUGGAAAUCUUUAGGGCAUUUCAUCCUCUUCUUGCCUUAUUUCAUUGGUCUUCUACUUCUUGGCUUCAUUAAAGGAAUCAUCUUGGCUCCAAUUGUAUGUGUUAUUAUGACAUUAGGAAACUCUGCUAUUGUAAUUGGUCUAUGGCCAGCACAUGUUGUGUGGUCUUACUUUUGCAUAUUGAGCGCUAAACGAUUAGGGCCCGUGAUGAAAGUGGUUGUAUGCGUAUUUAUCACACCAGUCAUGGCUUUCUGGCCCGUCGGAAUUGUUGUUGGUAGCGUUCUUGGUGGUUUGGCUUAUGGGUUUCUCGGGCCAAUGUUUGGAACUUUUAAGGCGGUUGGUGAAGGGAAAACCGACCAAUUUAUCCAUUGUAUUAUAGAUGGAACUUGGGACACUGUCGAAUGGAGCUUUACAUUUGUCAGGGACUUUUGUGAUGUAUGCUUAUAUUCGUACUUCUCGAUGAUGAACGACCUCCGAAAACAAGGCCUGCCCGAGGCUAAAAUUGAGAUUAGGGUGGUUUAUCUUCCUAUAGCCAUUGUCCUCGGGUUACUAGGACUCGUGGUUGACUUUCCAGUGAUCACGGUUAUAGCCGCACUGAAAAGUCCAUACAUGUUGUUCAAAGGUUGGCACCGUUUGUUUCAAGAUUGUGUGGGUCGAGAAGGUCCGUUCUUGGAGACCAUUUGUGUGCCGUUCGCAGGUCUAGCCAUCUUGCUAUGGCCAUUGGCUGUAGCUGGAGCCGUGUUAUGCUCCAUGGUCUCUGGUAUUGUCCUCGGUUUGUAUGCGGCUGUGAUUGUUUAUCAGGAAUCGUCUUUCUACCUCGGGCUUUGCUAUAUAGUAGCUGCAUUGUCGCUCUACGAUGAAUACAGCAACGAUGUUCUUGACAUGCCUGAGGGAUCUUGCUUUCCCAAACCUAAGUAUCGACGUAACCCUGGAUUGUCCGCUUCAAGUUCUUUCUCGAUGGGGGGUUCUUCUAGAAGUGUACCAUCACGGGCCGGAUCUGUUAGGGUCCCCAUGAUUGAAUUGAAGUCAUUCGAGUUGUUUGAUAGUUUCUUCAAAGAAUGCCGCCGACUAGGCGAACACUUGGUGUUGGAAGGAUUAAUAACUGUAAAAGAGAUUGAAGAUCCACAGUCGGUUAGUCUAUCGGCUUAUUGUACCUACCAAGGACUUCUACGGUCAGCAAAAGUCAACAGUCCAGGUUUAAUCAUGUCUGAAAAUGGUCCGGAGUUAACUCUUGCAAACAGACCCAAAGAUACGUUCCAUGAUUGGUUCUUGAACCCGCUUUUGGUCAUAAAAGACCAAAUCAAAGCACAAAAUCUCACAGAAUCCGAAGAAGUCUACUUGGGGAAGUUAAUUUUGUUGGGUGGUAACGCAGAGAAGUUGAAAAAUACCAACAUUGGUCCGCCGCCUGAGUCUGAGCUUAGACGAGCUGAACUUGAAGCACUAGCUCGAAGGGUUCAAGGGAUCACAAAGUCUAUAUCAAGGUAUCCAACUUACAGAAGAAGAUUUGACAAUAUGAUGAAGGCAAUAUUUGAAGAACUCGAUAAGAAGAACGGUAGCUACAAAGGACCUCAAACUGUUCGCAGGUCGAAAAGCACGUAUGGUCGCAUUUUUGGCUCACAACGAUCGUUUAGAAACAAAAGUAGCCGCGGGGUUAGGCAAGAAGAAGCAAGAGAUGUUAAUAAUAAUGUAUAACUAGAUUGAAAAAGUAUCUAUUUUUAUGAAUUCACACCUGCACCACAAUGGGGCCAUUCAAGAUUCUUUUUGUUUUUACAUCUUGUGAUCUGCAGUUGGAAGUAUAUUGCUUGAUGGAAUCAAUGGUGAAAAUGGUACUUUCUUUCUUGUGUGAAAA
Molecule: messenger RNA, 2208 nt
Organism: Helianthus annuus (common sunflower)
Lineage: Eukaryota; Viridiplantae; Streptophyta; Magnoliopsida; Asterales; Asteraceae
Exons: 10
Coding region: 342-2051 (569 amino acids)
Source: RefSeq, a predicted model, not a curated record